AUGAAGGUGCACCCAAGGUUGUCGUAUUACAAUGAUGUACAAGAUGGAACAACUUUAGUAACAAAUACCCUAGAAACUACUAAUCACCUGACUCCACUCCAUAUUCCUCCUGGACCACCUAUACUACCGGAUAGGGAUACAGUAAAUUUAAAAUAUAAGGUGCCACCAAGAGUUCCAGGUGCUCGUCUUGUUGAGAGUCGCUUUCAUCCUUUUCAUCCCUAUGUCCACACUUCACAGUCUGAGAAUGUUCACACUGCAGAGUUUUCUAAAUCCACUUUCAAAAUCCCAGAGCUUAACAUCUCAGCCAGAGCUGCCAACAUGUUGGAAAAUGUAAAGAAGGCCCUUUGGUUAUCAACUUACAAGCGUGACUUCACAGGCACAGGUUCCAUGAACCCCUUGUUGUUGGAUGACCAUGAUGUCAAGACAAUUGGUAGAGCAACUGGAGAGCUAGGCAUAAACGUUGAUCUGAGAGAAACGUUUCCGUCACACACUUCUCAAGUAAGACCGUUAGAAGGACGUAUUGCACGCUUACUUCAAAACAGACGGCCUCUCCUGUCAGGCCAGCAACAGCAGGAAUCCUCAGUUGUUCAUAUGCCUCCACUUCAGCAUACACCUGACCCAGUUUUACGUGGUUUUUCAGAAGGGGUACUGAGCUGUGGAGAAGUGUUGCCAUUUCCAGUUCAGCAGUGUCCAAAUGCAGAAAAUGGAACCAAGAGGAGGAACGAGAAUUGGGCACAGAAGCGAGAGCCGUGGGAUAGAUUUCGGAAAAUUACAGAUACUUGGAAAACAGAAUCUCUGUAUUUAAGGCAGCUUGCAGUACCACCUGAUCCAGACCCAGAUCGGAAACCUAUAGAGUCGAUUUACUAUGAAGAUCUGAAACCCUCCCGUCUAGAUAAAUACAUAGUGUGGCACCAUCCUGUCAUGCUCAGUAAACCAGCCUCAGCAGACCUAAAUUAUAGAAAGCAUGGGAACCUUCAAGAUCUUGAGUCUACUUCUAGUGUUGAGGACACCCGACCAAGAGACCCGUUGCCAGAAUGGAUUCCUAAUUGCGGAGUGGCUCGGCCUCAAACGUGCUUGCUCAGUAUUCAGGAUUUUUAUACAAAAACAGAUACCAUCAAGCGUUUCAAUGACUUAACUAGAGGAGGAAUCAGAGACCUCAGAGAUCAUGACAGAAAAGGCAGAAGGCACAAAUUCUGCGAUUUUCACGCCUUUUUCUUUCACUGA
Messenger RNA from Sphaerodactylus townsendi, 1224 nucleotides. It is a transcript of the gene SPMIP4, whose product is annotated as linkage group 11 C7orf31 homolog. Gene Ontology annotation, cellular component: centrosome. NCBI's taxonomy places the organism in Eukaryota, Metazoa, Chordata, Lepidosauria, Squamata, Sphaerodactylidae. The transcript has 5 exons. The record is from RefSeq and is a predicted model, not a curated record. Bases 1 to 1224 code for a protein of 407 amino acids.